Molecule: messenger RNA, 1671 nt
Organism: Kalmanozyma brasiliensis GHG001
Lineage: Eukaryota; Fungi; Basidiomycota; Ustilaginomycetes; Ustilaginales
Exons: 1
Coding region: 1-1671 (556 amino acids)
Molecular function (GO): hydrolase activity, acting on carbon-nitrogen (but not peptide) bonds, in cyclic amidines
Source: RefSeq, a predicted model, not a curated record
AUGGAGAGCGAGCCAUCAACGAGCAGUAUGCCAUCCGAGCCGUCUUCGAGCAAGAUCGCAUCCACCUUGACCAUCAAGAACCUCCGCCUCCCUCCACACGCAUACGCCGGCCUCAACCACAUCCAUCUCCCCGACGACCAUCAAACGCUCCCCCUCGUCGACCUAGACUAUGUUCAUUUCGAGACGUCUUCCUCCUCUCCUACCACAAACAUUGUCGAGGUGCGACUCCAGCCAUCCUCCUCCACCUCGACCUCCCCGCCGUUCGAGCGCUUCCACCCGUUCGCCUCCACCUCCCGCGAGAUCGCCCCUCGCCUCAUCACUGAGCUCGAAACCCCUCCACCGACAACACAAGUCCUCGGCCAAUUUACCAUCCCUACCCUCCCCUACACGCAGCCGCACACCAACUCCGCCUUCGACGCCCGAGGCAGCCUCGCCAUCCCCGGCGGCCUCUGUCAUCCGCACAUCCAUCUCGACAAGGCUUACCUUCUCGACCGGUGCACCCUCUCCACCGGAACAUUCGACGAGGCGCUCUCAUCGACUGCGGAUGCCAAAGCGAAGUUCACGCCCGACGACGUGCGCCAGCGCAUGCGACGGUUGGUGGCGAGCAGCGUGAGUCACGGCGUGACGACCAUGCGUGCGUUUGUCGAAGUGGACCCCACCGUGGGCCUCAUGUGUCUCGAAGCGGCCGUGGAGGUCAAGAAGGAGUACGAGACGAGCUGCGAGGUGCAGAUCGUGGCGUUUGCCCAGGAUGCGGUGUUCUAUCCGGACGACGAGGAGAAGCAACGGGAGAUGCAGGCGUUGAUGGAGCAAGCUGCGUCAAGGGAGGAAGUGGACGUCGUUGGGUCUGCGCCGUAUGUCGAGGCUCUUAGCAAGACCGAUGCGCAGCUGCCCGAACGAGAGCGGAAGGUGAAGCAGAAGGGCCAACAAGCGAAGAACAUCGAUUGGAUCUUCGAUCUCGCCAAGCGACAUGGGAAGCAUGUGGACUUUCAUCUGGAUUACGACCUUGAUCCGCCCGGCCCCGUCGAGGAGGGGGAACAAUCGAUGAUACCGUAUGUCGUCUCCGUAUCCCGCUCGCAUCUGUGGGACCACCGCAGCGGCCACAAGAGGAGCAUCACCCUGGGUCACUGUACCAAGCUCUCCUGCUUCACCGAGCAGGACCUUGCCCAUCUAGCCUCGUGCUUCGGUUCGUCCACGGGUCCACCGAUCUCGUUCGUCUCCCUCCCCCCGUCGGACCUGUACAUGCAAGGUCGCACCCAACCGUACGCCACACGAUCGCGCGCCACCCUCCCCCUGCUCUCUCUCGCUUCCCGUCCCGACCUGAGGGAGCACACAAACUGGGCAAUGGGCGUGAACAACGUGUGCAACCUCUUUACGCCGCAAGGGGACGCGGAUCCGCUCGCGCUGCUGCCGACGAUGGUGGGCGUGUGGCAGUCGGCCAAGCCGGAGGACUGCGAGGUGCUGUUGGGCAGUGUGAGCACACGAGCCCGAAUCGCAGCUGGUUUGGACGAAAUGUGGAGAGAUCUGACGGUGAUAGACGGGACAGUGUCGGUGCAAGGUUUGGUGUGCGCGCCGAGCUUCGGGCGGUUGACGAUCAAGAAUGGGAGGUUGGUGGGACGACGGAGGGUGGUGUCGGAGGUGUUUCCGCUGUUGAUGGAGGCGGAGGGGAGGUGA